UGAAAUCCGGUACUAUGUUUUGUCUAUAAAUUUAUAUUCUCUAAAAACUCAUGUGUGUUUGAAUCGUUUUCUGUAUUCCCUCUCUACUCUGCUGGAUUAUAGGGGUUUUCAAAAGCCCUAAAAGAAAAGCUCCUCCUCUGCCUCUCACAAUGGCGGACCGUUUACCCAGCGAAUUGAUGACUGAAAUCCUGACAAGACUACCGGUAAAAACCCUUGUACAGAUCAGGUGCGUUUGUAAGGCAUGGUGUUCUCUAAUCAGUAGCCCUAAUUUCAUCAGUUCAAAAGUCAAUCAAACAAUUCAUUUCAACAAAAUCAACAACAGUGAUACACUUCUCAUCUCGCAUUACAUUAAUAAGAGAAGAAAAGGGGGAGGUCGUUUUUCGGCUAAUUUCUAUGAUGAAAGACUUGGCGGACGUCUUAUACAACUUGAAAGCCCAAUCCCAAACUCUGCUUCUCAUUUCCACAUAUUUGAUUCUUGUAAUGGUUUGGUAUGUCUCACUGAUAAUGCCUUUGAUAAAGCCAAUAAUCUAAUUCUGUGGAAUCCGAGUAUUAGAAAAUCUGUGAGGCUUCCGAUUCCCAGCAUUGGCAUUGAUUCACACACUAAUACUGUGGUUAGAGCUGCUGGUUCAGAUGGCCCAUAUGGGGUUGUUAUUGGAUACGGCUUCGAUUUCAAAACUAACGAUUAUAAGGUGGUUAGAAUUACUUGCAUCAACAAUUUUCCAUUUCCUGAGGUUGAGCUUUACUCUCUUAAUAGAGGACAUUGGAGAAGAAUUUGUGUUGCUGGUCCCAUUCAUCAUUUCUGUUUUGCUCCGCGACCUUCUCAGGCUUUUGUAAAUGGGAUUGUGCAUUGGGUUGGAUGCAAUAUGGUUGCUGCUUCUGAUAUUUCAAUCUUGACAUUUGAUAUGAGCAGUGAGGUAUUCUCUCAGAUGAAGCUCCCAACAAGCCCUGAAAAUGGAUGGGUGGUGUCUCAUUUGGCUGUUUCAGUGCUUAGGGAGUCACUUUGUGUGGGACAUUUUGAUUCCUUGGUUCGCAAAGUUUCAAUAUGGGUGAUGAAAGAAUAUGGUGUUGUAGAAUCUUGGACCAAACUAUUCACUUUUGAUUUGGGUAGGGAUUUUGGGGGAAUACUUGGUUUCAGGAGGAAUGGUGACCUUCUUUUCUUUAAAAGAUAUGAUCACCUGUUUUCAAUGGACCUAGAAUCUCAACAAGUUAAGGAUCUUAGAAUACGGUUAUCUCGUGAUGAUCUGAAAUCAUUGUACGUUGUUACUUAUAUGGAGAGCUUAGUCUUACUUUAGGAAGUGAAGCAAGACGUUAAGGGGGCAAGCAUAGUCUUUACUAAUAAAAAAAAGGGGCAAGCCUAGUCUUUGAGUGCAGCAGUUACUCAAGAAAGCACGGAGCCGGACGAACAAAGAUAAUUGCAAGAGAGUGCAAAGAAGGAAACCACGAUAAACGUUCUCUCUUAUCCUUGCCCCAUUUUUUUUCGUUUUUGUUUUUUCUUCAUAGAAUAGUUUCAGUAUUUAUGUCUAUAGUUCCUGUAUAUUGCAAAUGUGUUCAAAUUUUAACUUUCCAUGAAUGCUGAUUCUAGCAUUGCAUCAAUAUACCUUUUAUUUUAAAGUGAUGAUGUAUUUAUGAAAGGAUACUUGGUACAUCUCACGGAUUUGGUUUAUUCAAUGGUUGAUGUUUAACUUGUUUGAUGA
This is a messenger RNA of Cornus florida, 1694 nucleotides long. RefSeq names its product F-box protein CPR1-like. Gene Ontology annotation, molecular function: protein binding. The coding region runs from base 150 to 1292 and encodes 380 amino acids. The transcript is spliced from 2 exons. The record is from RefSeq and is a predicted model, not a curated record. NCBI's taxonomy places the organism in Eukaryota, Viridiplantae, Streptophyta, Magnoliopsida, Cornales, Cornaceae.